Messenger RNA from Coniophora puteana RWD-64-598 SS2, 1183 nucleotides. RefSeq names its product WLM-domain-containing protein. The transcript has 2 exons. Bases 1 to 1002 code for a protein of 333 amino acids. Gene Ontology annotation, molecular function: protein binding; proteasome binding. The record is from RefSeq and is a predicted model, not a curated record. NCBI's taxonomy places the organism in Eukaryota, Fungi, Basidiomycota, Agaricomycetes, Boletales, Coniophoraceae.
AUGUCGGCAUCAGACUCGGAAAUCUCUAUCAAGGUCAGCUAUCGGGGUAAAACCCACGAGCUGUCUGUCGCACCCGAUGCAUCGCUGUCGGCACUCCAAGAUCUUCUCGAAGAACGCACUGGUGUGCCAGGCGCACAUCAGAAACUCCUAUUCCGAGGGAAGAAGUUGCAGCGUAACGACGCCGAUGACACUACAUUGUCCUCUGCUGGAAUCAGACCUAAUAUCACCAUAACUCUCCUCGGUCCGACGCCCGGCGAGCUGAGCGCCCUCGAAGCAACCGAAACCGCGCACCAGAAACGCGAGCGUAUCCUUGCCGAACGUGCCAAGAAACCUCAAACGAAAGUCCGGAAUACGGGCUCUGCAAAGGCAGACGACAUACGCUAUGUCUUUCACUCGAUCGCUCCCUUGCCUCACCUCCCUCACCCGGACACCGCCCGAGAUCAGCUCACACGACUGGCGAACGAUCCUGCAGUGAAGCACAUCAUGCGUAUGCACCAGUUCUCCGUGGGCCUACUCACAGAACUCGCACCCCAUGAACAUCCCAAUCUUUUGGGACUCAACACCAAUCGCGGGGAAAGUAUCAAGUUACGUAUACGUACCGAUAAGUACGAUGGGUUUAGACCGUACUUGGAGGUGCGGCGGGUUCUCUGUCACGAGCUCGCCCAUAACGUGUGGGGCGACCAUGAUAACAACUUCAAGGAACUCAACUCUCGCCUCAAUCGUGAGGUAGCCGAGUACGAGCGCUCGGUGGCGACCGGAACGCACGUUCUUUCGGAUGGUUCUCGAUAUGCAUACGAGCCCUCCUCCAAUGAGGAGGCGGAAGCUGUUGCCCAUGUCCUGGGGGGAGUGUCAGGUACAGCCCUCUCUAAUGCACCAGAAGACCGACGGCGACGUAUGCUUGAUGCCGCGACGGCUCGCCUGCGCAAAGAAGAGGAAGAGCUAGAAAGAAGCUGCGGGACAGCUGGUCCUCAAGCGCACGGGGAAAAUGCGCCUACAAUGUAGAUAAUGUGGUACCGGUGUCUACGUAGACUCACAUAGCUUCACAUUAUACCCUCAUUUUCUCUGCUGCAGACGGUAAUACCUGAUAGUAGAAUUGGUUUGACGUUCAAUUGUAGGUUGUGAACACUUUAUUUUAGCUUAUCUCUUCAUAUGGGUUGAUCAUGAGAGAUUAUAUCGAAUCGUU